Messenger RNA from Xiphias gladius (swordfish), 2569 nucleotides. RefSeq names its product transketolase-like. Gene Ontology annotation, cellular component: extracellular exosome; endoplasmic reticulum membrane. The transcript has 14 exons. Gene Ontology annotation, biological process: ribose phosphate biosynthetic process; pentose-phosphate shunt, non-oxidative branch. Gene Ontology annotation, molecular function: transketolase activity; thiamine pyrophosphate binding. The record is from RefSeq and is a predicted model, not a curated record. The coding region runs from base 80 to 1966 and encodes 628 amino acids. Lineage: Eukaryota; Metazoa; Chordata; Actinopteri; Istiophoriformes; Xiphiidae.
ACCGGGGGCUUUUAACUCUUAACUCCAUUUAACCAGCUUGUGUGUGCGUGUGUGUGCUCUUCCUCGGUGCAUCGGCCAGAUGGAGGACUACCAUAAACCGGACCAGCAGACGGUGCAGGCGCUCAGGAACAUCGCCACCCGGCUCCGGAUCAACUCCAUCAAGGCGACGACUGCAGCGGGCAGCGGUCAUCCCACAUCAUGUUGCAGUGUGGCAGAGAUCAUGUCUGUGCUCUUCUUUCAUACCAUGAAGUACCGACCUGAGGAACCCCGUAACCCCAACAACGACCGCUUCAUCCUCUCCAAGGGUCAUGCAGCUCCUGUGUUGUACGCUGUGUGGGCAGAGACGGGCUACCUGAAGGAGAAUGAGCUCUUCAACCUCCGCAAGGUCGACUCCAUCCUGGAAGGACAUCCUGUGCCGAAGCAGCAGUUUGUAGAUGUGGCCACUGGAUCUCUGGGUCAGGGGCUGGGAGCUGCCUGUGGAAUGGCCUACACCGGAAAGUACUUUGACAAGGCCAGCUAUCGGGUGUUCUGCCUGCUGGGGGACGGAGAGCUGUCCGAGGGCUCGGUGUGGGAGGCCAUGGCUUUCGCCUCCUACUACCAGCUAGACAACCUGGUGGCUAUCUUGGACAUCAACCGACUGGGUCAGAGCGACCCGGCUCCGCUGCAGCACCACGUGGAGAAGUACCAGCGACGCUGCGAGGCCUUUGGAUGGCAUGCCGUCAUUGUAGACGGCCACAGUGUGGAGGAGUUGUGUAAGGUGCUGAGUCAGCCCCGCCACCAGCCGCUCGCCAUCAUCGCCAAGACCGUCAAGGGCAAGGGUAUCCCAGCGGCUGAGGAUAAGAUGGGCUGGCAUGGUAAACCCCUGCCCAAAGACAUGGCCGAGAGCGUGAUCAAGGAGCUGCAGAGCCGCGUCGUCAGCUGUAAUAAGCGCCUCUAUCCUUCCCCGCCCAAUGAGGACGCGUCACCUGUCAGCCUCCGCAACAUCCGCAUGCCAAGCGCACCCAGCUACAAACUUGGAGACAAGAUUGCUACGAGGAAGGCGUACGGCAUGGCUCUGGCCAAGCUGGGUCGUUACAACGAGCAUGUGGUGGCUCUGGAUGGAGACACCAAGAACUCCACCUUCUCCGAGCUCUUUAAGAACGAACACCCCAACCGCUACGUGGAGUGUUACAUUGCAGAGCAGAACAUGGUGAGCGUGGCGAUAGGCUGUGCCGUGCGGGACCGUAACGUGGUGUUUGCCAGCACCUUUGCCACGUUCUUCAGUCGGGCCUACGACCAGCUACGCAUGGCCUCCAUCUCUGAGAGCAACAUCAACCUCUGUGGCUCCCACUGCGGGGUCUCUAUUGGUGAAGACGGUCCCUCUCAGAUGGGUCUGGAGGAUCUGGCCAUAUUCAGAGCCCUUCCCACUGCAACUGUCUUCUACCCAAGUGACGGCGUCUCCACUGAGAAGGCUGUGGAGCUUGCCGCCAACACAAAGGGUUUGUGUUUCAUCCGAACAAGUCGCCCAGAGAACAAUAUCAUCUACAACUGCAACGAAGACUUCCAUGUUGGACAGGCUAAGGUUGUGUAUAAAACCAACGAUGAUCACGUGACUGUGGUUGGAGCAGGGGUGACCCUGCACGAGGCUCUGGCUGCUGCUGAGCAGCUGAAGAAAGAGAGAAUCAACAUCCGUGUGAUCGACCCUUUCACCAUCAAACCCCUGGACUCCAAGACCAUCACUGACAACGCCAGGGCAACCAGAGGACGCAUCAUCACAGUGGAGGACCACUACUAUGAAGGUGGCUUAGGUGAGGCAGUGUGCUCGGCGGUAGUGAACGAGACUGGCUUCACCGUCCACCGCCUGGCAGUUUCCCAGGUGCCACGCAGCGGUAAGCCCCAAGAGCUGCUCCGAGUCUUCGGCAUUGACCGUGACGCCAUCGCUCAGGCAGUCCGUAAGGUGCUCAGCAACUCCGCCAACGCCAAGUAAGAACACUGCGGCAGGGGCGGCAGCAGCAGCAACAACAUGGUAAAGGACUCCGUGGUAAACUGGUGAUUACCUAAAUAUACCAACACUGGAGGGGAAGCACUUGUGGCCCACUCACGCUCUCCUCCCCAUGAAACGAUCUAAAGCAUUUGUUUGAAAAAUAAAAAAAGACACCAUCGUUUUUCUCUUUAACUGUCAUCGAUGUGAUUUGACAACCCCACCCAAGAUUUUUGCCCCAUCAGGUUGUGAGAUCAGUAAACACACCUCUGCCCCUUCAUGCACACACACGCGCGCACAUACACACACAGACACACACACACACAUAUCCACACCCUCUAACCCUUCCUACCUCCCAGAGAAAGUUCUGGUACUGCUGUAUUGUGUCAGUAAAAGCAGUGAACGUGGUUUGGAGUAAAUUGAAGUCUUUUUUAUAAUUUCUGUGGAACCCCUCACACGUCUUCAGCGCAGGGUUUCCAACGUCUGCGCCCAGUACAACUUUGUAAAUCCCACCCAACUAGAGCCUGAAGGGUGUGGACAAACUCUGGUUUGGUCUAUUUGAGCACUGACUGUUUUUAACCCUUUUGACCCUGACUUGGAUGGGACUGC